AUGAUUCGCCUCCUCACGCUCCUCGUACUUUUCGCCCAUCUUGCGGUACACGCGCAUGCACAUCCCGUUGACUGGCUAUACAAACUCUCCAGCGGCGCCAGGGAGGACGGCAGCUGGCUUUGGGGCUGGGCAUGGGCCUCGGAUGGCACCGUGUCCAUCGUCGACCGCUCGCCACCCGUCACCUUUCCCGCUCGCCCCGCUUCUUUCGGUGCGGAGCUGAUUGACCCUCUCCUGGGCUAUGUGAUCCCGCUCUCUGCAUUCACUGCACCUUGCCCGCUCGACCCCUCUGCAAACUCGUCUCAUUAUUAUAAGCCGAAUCCCAUUCAGGGCUGCCCGGAACUAUGUGCGAGCGGUCCUCACAAACCCGACCCGACCGAGUCCUGGAUCGCUCUCGUGCAGAGAGGCGGCUGCCCCUUUGUUGAGAAGGCGCGGCAGGCUCAGCGUCUCGGGGCACGAGCAGUGGUAGUUGGUGGAGACAAAGAGAAUCCAGAUGCUCUCUUGAACAUGUACAGCGAACGCGACUCUUCCGAUGUGACGAUCGCUGCCACGUUCAUCAAGUAUUGGGACUACGUUGAGCUGCUGUCCAUGAUCUCCUCUUCAAACACGACCCACGGCGGGCUCAAGACUCACUCUAUUCUGCUGAGCACGGAGUUCUCAGCCUGGGAAUGGUAUUCGCCUUUUAUCACCUUCGUAAUCAUCCUCCUCCUUCCCUCCCUUCUCACUUUCAUCACGCUUCUUGUGCAUCGCUUCCGCGCAGUUCGUGCGGCACAGCGUGACCGUGCUCCCGAGGACAUUGUGCACAGCUUCCCAUGGCGUGUUUGGACAGGUACAGGUUGGGAGAAGCAUGAGCCUACCUUCCCACUCGAGAACGCCGAUGCUGAGCGCGAUGUCGAGCAGGGGCUCCCAUUGGACGCACAUCCGUCGACCUCGCAUGACGUCGAGCUCCCCGCAUGGGUCGAGGAGCAGGAUGAAUGCGCGAUCUGCCUAGAGAACUUUGCGAAGGGCGACCGCGUCCGCGUGCUGCCGUGUUAUCACAUGUUCCAUUUGGAUGAGGUGGACGAAUGGCUGAUACACAAAAAGAAACUGUGCCCCGUCUGCAAGCUUGACGUAACACAAUCUCACCCUCCUCCAUCACACCAUGCCCCCGUUGAACUUCAUUCCGAGGCUGAUGACCACGCGUCCACUCCGGCACCUGCAUCCUCACCAUUGCCACCCACCUCACCAUUGCCACUCACCUCACCAUUGCCACCCACCUCACCAUUGCCACCCACCUCACCAUUGCCACCCACCUCACCAUCGCCUGAGCCCUCCGAACGGACGCCCCUGCUGCAGGACAACACUGCUCACCGGCAUAGUGGAGAGUCAUGA
Laetiporus sulphureus 93-53 is the source of this 1368-nucleotide messenger RNA. RefSeq lists its product as uncharacterized. Lineage: Eukaryota; Fungi; Basidiomycota; Agaricomycetes; Polyporales; Laetiporaceae. The record is from RefSeq and is a predicted model, not a curated record. The transcript has 4 exons. The coding region runs from base 1 to 1368 and encodes 455 amino acids.